GUCAAACGAGGCUGAACCACAAAGUGAAAGGAUUUUCUUAGCUUGUGAGAUUUGCCACUUGGACUGGACUAUAGGGAGACUGGAAUCAAAUUGUGUGAACCUUUUCCUGUGAAGAGACCACUGUUUCUCAGAACCCCCUGUUUGUUUUUCUACGAAGGAGAAAGGCCUUAACAUGGCAUUGGUCUUCAGCUUGUCCACUCAUGUUUCUCAUCACUGGGACUGAGACAUGCAAAAGUCUAAGUCAGGGCCCAGAGUUGAAGCAGGUCAUCCAGGUGGACUCUGGGAAGGAUGCAGUCCUAGAGUGCUCUGUGAACUUCAAUGGGAUAUCUCCUGGUAAUGUAAACAUAGAGAAGGUCGUGUGGUGGAGGCUGGACCAGAAUGGUCUUCACAAAGGUGAACCUGUGUUCAAAUGCAACAUGUUCAAUCAACAAUCCUUCAAUCCCAGGUUGCAGCUGAACCCAAAAUAUCAGCUUCCCAUUCCACCUGCCAAUGAGAAAGACAAAGUUGUGUCCCUGUUGGUAAAAGAAACCCAGCCUGAAGACGAGGGUCCGUAUGAGUGUGUGGUGAACACUGACAGUGGAAUCACAAAUUGUAACUUCAUGCUGAAUGUCACAGGUAACCUCACAGGUCAGCUCACAGGUAACCUCACAGGUAACCUCACAGGUCAGCUCACAGGUAACCUCACAGGUCAGCUCACAGGUCAGCUCACAGGUCAGCUCACAGUUAACCUCACAGGUCAGCUCACAGUACGAGACCAGCACCAGGUUCCUGGAAAUGUUGCGGAUAAACAGGAAAUUCCAAAGAACAGUUACAUGAGUGUGGCUGCUGUAUGUGUGGUAGUAGGCUCUCUUGCCAUUGGACUGCUGCUUCUCAAGCUGUUUCAAGCCAGAAGACUCAGACAAGAGGACUCUGUUGUGCCAGAAGGUAUGUUUGAGUAUGUUAUUUGUCUACCUAAUGGAAGAGGAUUCCUGUCCAAACUAUCAGAGUGUAUCAAAUGUCUGUAAAAUGCACUUUAUAAAAUGUCUCACCAACCACCAGGAGGCCCAGCACAAGAACACUAGGCUACCCUGGGGCGGCAGGGUAGCCUAGUGGUUAGAGCGUUGGACUAGUAACUGGAAGGUUGCAAGUUCAAAACCUCCGAGCUGACAAGGUACAAAUCUGUCGUUCUGCCCCUGAACAGGCAGUUAACCCACUGUUCUUAGGCCGUCAUUGAAAAUAAGAAUUUGUUGACUUUCCUAGUUAAAUAAAGGUAAAAAAUUACAUGUAUUUUUAAAUUCCGGGCAUUCCCGUGGUUGGCAGGCUGCAUCACAUCCCGCUGUGAUUGGUAGUCCCAUAGGGCGGCGCACAAUUGGCCCAGCGUCGUCCGGGGUAGGCAGUCAUUGUAAAUACGAAUUUGUUCUUAACUGACUUGCCUAGUUAAAUUGAAAAAAUAAGUGUUCCUAUUGUCCCCUAUGGAACCAGAGCCUCAGGAUACAGCAGUCCCAGCAGAGCACAACCCCAGCACCAGGACAGGACCGUUUCCGUAGCGACAGAUGUAUUAUCAGGGGUGCCAUGGGCUCUCUUCUCUGUCGUUGCCAUGUCUGCUCUGUCUCUCAUGUCACAUCGCUAACUGAAUGUGAAUGCUUUGCCUGGAGGAGGGAGCAAUCUGGCUCAACACUAUUCUGUUCCCCCUCUGCAGGAGAAAUGGAGUGCACGCAUUGUCUUGCUACCAAGCUAAUUGUUAGCAGCAUUGUCUGUAGUUGUUAAUCACACCAGCCUAUUCUUUCAUAAUUGUUUUAUAUAUUGUAACUAAAACCUGAUAUGAAACAAAUGCACAUAUUUAGUGGACAUUGAUUUGACAGUGAAGACACUAGUGUGAUACAGUAGCAGUGUGUGAAUUUGAUCUCGACAGAACACAUUUACUUUGUGCAUCACAAUUUGAAUAAGUAAUUUAUUCAGAAGCCAAUAUUGUGUUUUAGUUAAUUUGAGAGUUGCUUUAGUUGACAAAUGCAUGUUUUUUAUUGUUACAAAGUGGGAUUCAAAUGUAUUUAAUUGUCAUUUUUUUAAAACAAUCUACAUAAAAUACUCUGCCAAAGUGGAAGAAAAAAUAACACAAAAAAAGUGUAGCGACCCAAACAGCUGUGUUAUGUAUUAUGCUGUUGGUUGUGUUGUACUUACCAGUACGCAGUGUUCGCAGGGUCCCACAUGCCAGUCAAUCUGCUAUUGUGUCCUUUACCAUUUGUACAUUGUUAAAACACUGUAUAUAUAUAAUAUGACUUUUGUAAUAUCUUUAUUGUUUUGAAACUUCUGUAUGUGUGAUGUUUACUGUUAAUUUUUAUCGUUUAUUUCACUUUAUAUAUUCACUUUAUAUAUGAUCUACCUCACUUGCUUUGGCAAUGUUAACACAUGUUUCCCAUGCCAAUAAAGCCCUUGAAUUGAAUUGGUCACAGUUGUUUGUAUGGAUAUCCUUCAUUUAUUUGGCGUGGGCUAUGGCCGAACAGUAGCCUGUGUGGAGUUGGGUUAAUAA
This is a messenger RNA of Oncorhynchus gorbuscha (pink salmon), 2506 nucleotides long. RefSeq lists its product as uncharacterized. Bases 201 to 1004 code for a protein of 267 amino acids. The transcript has 6 exons. The record is from RefSeq and is a predicted model, not a curated record. NCBI's taxonomy places the organism in Eukaryota, Metazoa, Chordata, Actinopteri, Salmoniformes, Salmonidae.